Theobroma umbraticum is the source of this 1949-nucleotide messenger RNA. NCBI's taxonomy places the organism in Eukaryota, Viridiplantae, Streptophyta, Magnoliopsida, Malvales, Malvaceae. The record is from RefSeq and is a predicted model, not a curated record.
UUGCUUUGAUAUUUUCAUUGCAAUAAAUCAGAACACACUAUAUAGAUCAGCCAGUUCUCAGGGACAAACUUCCGAAUACAGAGAGGCAAGCUCAAAGAUAAAGCUCUGCUAGCGAACCAUGCCAGAGGUUAUUGGUUUGAUACUUAAUGCUGAAGGGUUCUGUCGUUUGUUGAUUCAAUGACCGUCCAGAUAUUUUACCAUGGUUAAGGUGGAAAGAAUUCCGAAUCAGUGAUACCAUUUUAUUUGAAAUAUACUGCAAUAAGAGGAAUGUUGAGUAGUUAAAGAUAAACAAAUCAAUAAAUAAAAGGCAUAUUAUUUGAGACUGAGACAGCGUGGUAAGUAUAAAGAUCUUUACGCUACUUUAGAGCUAUAAGAGAGAGCAAGAGAGAGACAGAGAAACUAAAACGCCUUGAGUCUGAGCCUUGACAAGCGCAAUGAACAAGUUCCAUGUAGUGUUCAUCUCUACCCCAGGUAACUUUGGGAACCUUGUUCCAACUGUUGAAUUUGCCCGCCGCCUCACCAAUCACGACCCCCAAUUCUUUGCCACCAUUCUCAUGAUCGACAUAGCAGAAAGACCCAUCGUAAACGCCUACAUCCGAUCGUGUGUUGCCACGGCCACCAACUUUAAUUUCAUCAACCUCCCUCCCGUGGAUCCCCCGUCAACGGAUGAGUACCGAACUUACUUGGGUUACAUAUGUCUGCUCAUAGCAAAGCACAAACCCCACGUCAAAAAUGCAAUCGCUCACCUCAUUUCAACUGAGUCCAAGUCCGACUCCGACAGUAGUACUGUCCGAGUUGCUGGCUUGUUCGUUGACAUGUUUUGUACGUCUAUGAUCGAUGUGGCAAACGAGCUAGGCAUCCCUUGUUAUCUUUACUUUGCUUCUCCAGUUAGCUUUUUGGGGUUAAUGCUUUAUCUUCCAACUCUAGGCAAAUUCGCCACUGAGUUUGUAGCCUUGGACAGUGGGUUGAUGGUCCCUAAAGACCCAGCAGCAGCCAGUGCCAGUGGGUUAACCAUCGGGUUUGCCAACCCCGUACCUCACCGGGUGUUGCCCAAUGCGGUGUUGUACAGAAAACAGGACGGUUAUUUCUGGUAUCUACACCAUGCACGCAGGUACAAAGAAACCAAAGGGAUCGUUGUGAACACGUUUAGAGAACUGGAAUCGUAUGCCAUCGACUCUGUCUCUAAUGGGAAUGAUGAUUGGCCCCCCAUCUAUCCCAUUGGUCCAGUUCUUGACCUUGUUGGACCGGCACAGUGGCAUCCCGAACGGGGUCAGCAUGGUAGCGUCAUGCAAUGGCUCGAUAACCAACCUCCUUCAUCCGUGGUGUUCUUGUGUUUCGGCAGCAUGGGAAGCCUUAGGGCGCAGUUGAGGGAAAUAGCGGUGGGACUAGAACGGAGCGGAUUCCGGUUCUUGUGGUCUAUCCGCGAACCGCCGAAAAUGAAAUUGGAGCUUCCGGGCGAAUACACGAAUGUGGAGGAAAUCGAGAUGUUGCCUCAAGGGUUCGUUGAUCGAAGCCGAAGGGCUGGAACUGGGUUGGUUUGCGGAUGGGUCCCGCAAGCUUUGAUAUUGAGCCACCAAGCAAUCGGAGGGUUCGUCUCACACUGUGGAUGGAAUUCUAUCUUGGAGAGUAUAUGGUAUGGUGUUCCCAUAGCCACGUGGCCGCUCUAUGCGGAGCAGCAAAUGAAUGCCUUCCAAUUGGUGUCGGAGCUGGAACUGGCUGUGGAGAUCCUAGAUUACAGGAAGGGCAGCGACUUGGUGUCCCCCGAGGAGCUGGAGAGAGCGCUGCGUCUGAUGAAGGGCAAUGAUGAGGCUAGGAGAAAGAUGAGGGAAAUGAAACAAAAGAGUAGGGCGGCUCUCAUGCCAAAUGGUUCAUCCUACAAAUCGCUGGCUUCUCUGAUUGAGGAGUUAACGGCAGAGAUAGCGAUUAAAUAAGUGAAAAUACUUGAGUAA